Molecule: messenger RNA, 3862 nt
Organism: Cricetulus griseus (Chinese hamster)
Lineage: Eukaryota; Metazoa; Chordata; Mammalia; Rodentia; Cricetidae
Source: RefSeq, a predicted model, not a curated record
UCUUGUUUGUAAUUCAAAUAAAAAUAAAUAAAUAAGUGAUAUUAUCAAAUGUAAGCUAAAACAAACAAACAAAACAAAAAACACUGAGUUCCUCUGAAAGGCAGAGCACUGCGCCCAUGAGGCUUUAAAUUGGAGGAAACUUCUACACAUCUUGGAACCACAAGCCUGCCUCCCACAGCCUCUGGUUAUUUAACUGACGAGAUUCACUAGGCUCCUCCCUCUUUGUGAGUAUCUAAAAAGUAAAGACUACUAAAGGUCACUCAGAAAAACCAAGCAAUUGGAAAGAAGCAGAGAACUGCUUAGAAGAAACUAAGACCAGCAGAGAUGCCUAAAGAGGCUCAAACAGGCCACCUGGAAUAGACACUCUCAGAUCUGCUGCCUGCAGGCAGAGCAUUGAGCUCCAGGUUUCCAGAUUUUAAGAUCUGUCACCCGUGCUGGGUGGGCUUUGGUAGUGCAGCUGUCUGAGUCAUUUCUGCUUCUGUAAGUAACUUCCUACACAUCUUCCUGUAAGUAACCCCAAUAAAAUUCAUUGGUUCACCACAUUGGAUUUGGUGUACCCUUACGUUGCUCUCUCAUGGGUUCCCUUCCUGGGAUGUGUAGACCUGUGUUUUGUCUCUCCAGGAAGAGUCUGUCAUGCAACCCAGGCCAACAGAGAGCCGAAAUCACUGAUAAGUAGUGACUGUGUGUCCUUCCAAUGAGGAUGGCUGUUGAACUCUGGAAGAACUUAUAUGCAGCUAACAAUGUGGACUUCCCAGGAUACCCCCCAUUGUCACAUUAUAUCCAUAGCUGUAAUCAUCCUUCUGGCUAUGUAUGUUCACCUCUCCGAGAAAACCCAUCAUAUUCCAAGCUAGUGAUGUUUGUCCAGACAGAAAUGAAAGGAAAACUGCCUCCAUCGAUAAUUGAAAAAUUUAUGCCUUCCAACUUAGUGAGCUUUUUCCACAAUGCAAAAAGAUGGGCGAAGGCACAUAGGAUUCCAUCAAUAUGUGGAUGCCACAUUGGGCACUCAUCAGUGUACAGAAACAAAUAAAGCCAUUCUGUCAUUAAACCAUAGAGAUUUUGGACCACACAAACUGCUAGUAAGUGUAGUUUGUUACUGCAGACUACUUCUAAGUCAAUAUGCAUAAAUUGGUUAUAUAUCUCUAGACAUUAUUCUUGUACAGAGAGGACUUGAAGUAUUUUAUCAAAAUAAGAACUCCAUUAUUACAAGAAAACUCCAUUAAAUACAGUUUUUAAUCUCACAUGACAUUAAAUAAUGUGCUAUUAAUACACUUUGCCCACCAGAAUAUGCUCCAUAUUCAAAUCAUAAACAAGCAGGUAUAGCCAGCAGCCAGCAUUAAUUAGAAAGUAAUUAUUUAUCUGGGGAUGAUGACAAGCACCUGUAACCCUGAUACCGGAGGGACUGAGAUGGGCCAGAAGAAUGAGACUGGCCUAGGCUACACAGAAAGACCCUAUCUCAAAAAUAAAUAAAAAGUGUAUUUUAAAUUAUUCUUCCUUCAUUUACUGCUUAAAUUGAGAAUUAUGGAAACUUGAACAUAAGAACUGAAAAGAAUUCCACUGGGGAGAUCACAGUGCAUCUUAAGGGUACAGUAAUUGCCUAACAUUAAUGACCCUGGGUUCCAUCUUCAGCACCAGAGAAAAGUAACAGUUCCACCCCAGUACAUAACUGAUGAUGUUUAUCUGAACCUCCAUUUCCUCUUGGGUAUCAAUAAGGUUAGGAGUCACAGGGCUAGUCUCAUUUUCUUUCCAUUUCCUUCAUCCUUUGGUGUCAUCAGUGCCACCUGGAGAGAUGAGCUCAUGCCUCCACUGCAAAGGCAGCACACAUAUGCAAAUCAUUGUCCACUUCCACCAAGAAAGUAUCAACAGGGGUGGAAAUGGAGUUAACUGCCACAUGCAUCUGCCAUAAGGAUCAGCCCAUGCUCUGCUUUCUCCAGGGUAGAGAUCAACACCACCCAGCCCCUGUGCUAAUUACAUUUACAGUGAUGCUGUGGCCUUCUUAAGGACCCUUCUGACAAGGAACUGUCACUGAAAAUAGACAGGGAGUGUUCAACAUGUGGAGUGUAAAAGCAGUCUAGUUCAAAAGUGGCCAAAGGCAACAGCACUAAAAAAGAUAUGUGAUUGAAAAUCAAACUCAAAAAAAGAAAAACAUAUUCCACAAUAUUAGCCACUGGGUAAAUUCGAGUAACAAUCAAACUGAGAAGUCAGCACACCUACUAGAAUAACAGAAAGUCUUCAAAAUAAUGAUAGGAUCAAGUGUGGGCAUGCAUUCAGAGAACAUCCACCUCCUCACUUCAUUCAGCACUCAUUCAUGUGUUUAUUUUCUUCUUUUAAAUUCAUUUGCUGAAACAGAAAUCUCUACUCUUAUGGAGGCCAUUUCUGUAGGAUUAAUACUUUCUAGAGGACAAACAUUGUUUCUUAUGUUUUUGUGUCGGGAUUUGCACAUUUGGUGUUAAAUCAUUAAUUGGUUGAAUUGAUUUUGAUUUGCUAUUUUUCCUCACCCUUGGUCUUCAUAGAAACUUUUCCUGUUAAAAGAGUACCAGGGUAUUGCUAACACCAUAUGGGAUGGGCAUAUGGAGCAUCAGUGGGAUGCUGGGCUCACUAGAGUGAUUGACAUGGCUAGAGUCUCCCUCAAUUCCUGUCCUCACUGAAGCAACAGGCCAGGGGUGAAUCUUCCUGGGUGUGCUACUAUACUUGCCUGGGCAGUGAUGAAGUUGGACAUCCCUGAGCAUAUAGCCUUCAUUUCUACCUUUAGAUGGUUAGAAGAAAAGAGCCUGCACUACUCCACAGACUCAAGUUCCCAUAGCCACCCUCAGCCUUCAUCAGCUCAAAGCUGGUAUACAGAAGUAGUGACCACUGGGACCUCUCAGCUUCCAACCAGCUACAUCAGACUGAAUCUUCGACUGAAAAGAAAGACAAACAUGUCAACAAAAAAGUGAAAGGAGUAGAGGGAGAAGAAGUUGGUGAUGACAACAACAAAGAUAACGACAGACACUUUAAAGCUUGGGAGAGAGCUCUUAAAAAAACAAAAGAAAACAAACUGAAGUCUGAUGCCUUAAUCCUAUGCCUUUAAAUGCCACCAGAUGGCGCGCCCACAUUUUGCUUGUGGAUAGCUUAGGCCCACACCAAACAUUUGGUCUGUUUUUGAAGGAACCACCAGCAGCUUUCAUACUAGUUUUCUAUAACAGUUUCCUAAACAUUACUGCAACUUUUACUAACAAUUUCUUCAAACCCUUGUUACUCAUAAGCCUAAAUAUCAUAUAUUUUGUAAUUUUGGGGGGACAGCCAGCAUUUCUAGAUACCAACUUUUGUAGCAGUUACUUCCAAAUAUCCAAAAACACUUUGUUCGUGAUAAAAUGAACCAUAUAAUGUAUUCUCUGAAUAUUUUGAUAUUAACUGCCAAUUCUAAUCCUUUUAAAGCUUUUAUUUUUUUACAUAACAUUAUUUUACAUUCAUCAUUUCAAUGUUUUUGCAAUAAAAAGUAAGUUUAUAGCUUCAUGGAAUUUAAUGAGAAGUAAAUACUCAUAUACUAGUUAAGAUGCUUAUCUGGAUUUAGAAAUAUUUGGGAGUUAAAAUAUCUUAAUGGACUGGAAUCAUUGACCAGAUAAAAUAGAAAGCUUCAAUGAUUGCAUGACAACUGCAUGAAGUUUCAUAGGGUACCACUAAUGACGCUGAAGUGGGAAUAUGACUACUCAACUACCCCAAACUAAAUACUGAAUUUAGCUGAACACCAAGGCUAAAGCAGGUAUCUCAGUAAACAGAGAUAAUGCAAGCAUGUGCCUCCAAAUUCUUUUCAUUACCAGGGGAAUGGAAAUGUAAUCAUCUAAUCAAAUAACCUACGGGCUGGGGCUGUGUGUGUGUGUGUGUG